CUACUCUUAUUACGAAUCAAACAGCCUUUGAGACAUGGAUAACCAACAGAAUCCAAUGAAUGAGUUACUGCCGCCCUAUGAUAUGGACAGGCCGAUGCCCGAUGCAGACCAGGCACCUUCCGAAAUUUCCGUACUCGACCACUACGAAAUUAUCGCAAGGAAUGAGAUGAACCCAGUCGAAGAAGAAAUAAUCGAGCUCCAAUGCCAACAUUGGGACAUUAAUAAUUGGUCUAGUCUCGAGGAUCGCGUCCACGGGCCAACAUUUGAGGCUGGGGGUCAUCAAUGGAAUGUAUUACUUUUCCCAAAAGGAAACAACCAGAAUGAAUUCGCCUCUCUAUAUGUUGAGAUGACGGAUGCUAAAACAGUACCCGACAAUUAUUGCUGUGCUCAGUUUGUUGUCUGUCUGACCAAACCUUCAGAUCCAUUCCAAUAUAUACAUCAUGCUGCUCAGCAUAGAUUCAACAGCGAAGAGUCCGAUUGGGGAUUUACGCGGUUUAUCGAACUUAAACAGCUUUACUCUCUUGAUGAACAAGGGAACCCACGAUUCCUUGAGGAUGACAACGUUCGCAUCACAACCAUCUUGCGAGUCAUCAAAGAUCCUACAGGUGUUUUGUGGCACAACUUUAACAACUACGAUUCCAAAAAGAUGACAGGUUAUGUUGGACUUAAGAAUCAGGGUGCUACUUGCUAUAUGAACUCGCUCUUCCAGUCUUUGUAUUGUACCAAUCUCUUUAGAAAGGCAGUCUACCAGAUCCCCACAGAAAAUGACGAGCCCACAAAGAGUGUAGCUCUUGCUCUUCAGAGAGUAUUUUAUAAUCUUCAAUUUUCAGACGUCCCUGUUGGUACCACCGAGAUGACGAAGUCUUUUGGCUGGGAUUCCCUCGAAGCAUUUAUGCAGCACGAUGUACAGGAAUUUAACAGAGUGUUGCAAGAUAAUUUGGAAGCUAAAAUGAAGAAUACACCUGCUGAUGGAGCUAUUAAACGGCUUUUUGUUGGCACGAUGAAGAGUUAUAUUAAGUGUAUCAACGUUAGCUAUGAAUCUUCUCGGACCGAAGACUUUUAUGAUAUCCAGCUGAAUGUAAAGGGGUGUAAAAACCUCGAAGAGUCUUUUAAAGACUACAUUGCAGAAGAGGUUUUGGAAGGCGAUAAUAAAUAUAUGGCAGAGGGACAUGGAUUACAAGAUGCAAAGAAGGGCGUUAUCUUUGAAAGCUUCCCUCCUGUGCUUCAUUUGCAAUUGAAGAGAUUUGAGUACGACAUCAUGCGUGAUACGAUGGUGAAGAUCAACGACCGCCAUGAAUUCCCUCUCGAAAUAGACCUUGAGCCAUACCUUGAUCCAGUCGCUGAUAGAUCCCAGCCUCAUAAGUACGUCCUCCACGGCGUACUUGUCCACAGUGGAGACCUGAGUGGCGGCCACUAUUUUGCUUUUGUGAAGCCAACGAAAGAUGGAAACUGGCUAAAGUUUGAUGAUGACCGCGUAGUACCUACUACACUCAAAGAAGUCCUCGAAGAAAAUUUUGGUGGUGACCAUGUCAGCGGAGCAAUGACCAAUGGCAGACCCAGUUUUAGAGGAUUUAAGCGUUUCACGAAUGCUUACAUGUUGGUGUACGUCCGAGAAUCGAUGAUUGAUGAGAUUUUGGCGAAUGUGGUAGAAAAAGACAUCCCAAGCCAUUUGUCUCAAAGACUAGAGCAAGAACGUCAGCUACAGGAACGAAAAGCCAAAGAAAAAGAACAGCAACAUUUCUACAUGAAGGCAUAUUUGGUGACAGACAACACUUUUAUGGCCAAUGACGGCUUCGACUUUGUAAAUCUCGAAGAACGCUCGAUGGAAACUUCCCAACUUGAAGUCAGACGGGUUCUCAAGGAUCAGAAAUAUGGUGACUUUAAGCGCGAGUUGAGUCAUUCGAUGGGUCUCCCCGAGACUCACAUCCGUCUCUGGUUUCUUGUCAACAGACAGAACCGUACCAUCAGACCCGAUGCGCCAGUACCAGAAGGCGAAGAGGACUGCACUCUUGAGGAGAUCCGUCAAAAGCACCUAGCAAACCAGCCUAAUUUGCGUCUUUAUGUUGAGAAAUCUCUAUCUCCUGAUAAUGAGCGAGCCCUUUUCCCUCCCGCACCUUCAAACACCUCAGCAAACGCUUUGAUUUUCAUCAAACUGUUUGAUCCCGAGCUGCAGAAGAUUCGUGGUAUCGGUCGUUUGUAUAUUAACAAAGCUGAUAAGGUUGGAUCUAUUAUGGAACAGGUGAACGAGAUCGCUGGUUAUGAGUUUGGUACCCCUCUCGUAUUCUAUGAAGAGAUCAAAACUACCAUGAUUGAAGAAAUGGAUUUGAACUUGACAUUUACCAAGGCAGAGAUUCAAGACGGUGAUAUUAUUGCUGUUCAGAGAAAUCUUUCGGAUGCUGAAAUCGAGCAAUUGAAGGAAGCAGGCAUGUAUGACAAUGUGCCCGAUUUUAUGGAUUAUCAGCUCCACAAGCUCGAUGUAGUGUUCUCUCCAAAAGAUGGAAAUCCAGAGACGGAAUUUGAGUUGUCUUUGCACAAGAACAUGCGUUACGAUGAAGUAGCAGCCAAGGUGGGUGCCAAGAUUGGUGCUGAUCCUGAGAAGAUACGAUUCCUUGCAUGUGGACCCAGCGGGGAUCUCAAGCCUAUCCGUCGUACACCUACAUCUCUCCUGGCUGAUAUGCAGAAUAUGACAUACAAUCAGAAUGUUGCCAGAUUCAAAUUAACUUAUGAAGUGUUAGACAUCAGCUUAACAGAAUUUGAGUCUAAGCGAAUGGUUAAAAUUACACUUUGCACGCCUACUCUUCGAGAUAUAAAUGUAGUCGAGCUCCUGCUGCCCAAGCAGGGAAAAAUAGCCGAUCUCCUCAAGGCACUGGAUGCUAAAGGAGCCAAGUUUGAGUCUGCCAAGGGCACAAGGAGGACAAGAAUUUUCGAGGCCUUGGGAAACAAAUUCAAUCGAGAGUUCCUUCCUACAGAUUCAAUCAGCCAAUUGUCUGCAAGCAAUUAUGCCCAAUUAUACGCCGAGGAAAUUCCAGAGGAAGAAAUGUUGAUGGGAGAUGAUGAUAUUUUUAUCAGAGUAUUCCAUUUCCAACGAGAUAUCUCCCGCGCUCACUCUGUUCCAUUCAAGUUCCUAGUGAAGAAGGAUGAGCCCUUUGAAGAAACCAAGAAGCGUCUCCAGGCACGAACAGGAUUGAAUGACAAGGACUGGAGCAAAGUCAAAUUUAACAUCGUUUCUUCUUAUUCGGCAGUCCCCAUUGAAGAAGGAGAUGACUUCAAAUUGAGUAACCACCUAUUUACUCAAGAAGAGAGUCUUGGAUUGGAGCAUAUGGACAAAACACCCCGGUCGGCACGGAUGGGUGCUGAAAGGGCCCUGUCUAUCAGAGGUUGAGACUACGGGAUAUAAUAAUAACAUAAAGGGAAAGAACAAACAAUAAAAUCUUUCAUUUCUUUGUGUUUCUCUUC
Messenger RNA from Phycomyces blakesleeanus NRRL 1555(-), 3456 nucleotides. RefSeq lists its product as hypothetical. Gene Ontology annotation, biological process: regulation of protein stability; protein deubiquitination. Gene Ontology annotation, molecular function: cysteine-type endopeptidase activity; protein binding; cysteine-type deubiquitinase activity. Bases 35 to 3382 code for a protein of 1115 amino acids. NCBI's taxonomy places the organism in Eukaryota, Fungi, Mucoromycota, Mucoromycetes, Mucorales, Phycomycetaceae. Gene Ontology annotation, cellular component: cytosol; nucleus. The record is from RefSeq and is a predicted model, not a curated record. The transcript is spliced from 12 exons.